CAGGAUGUAUCUGAAGACUUUCUGACCAAGGUGCUUGAUCUAACCCUCGCCAGAUCAGGAUUGACUCCAGAUCCUCUCCGAUACCAGAUCCUGAUAAAUAAACGUCAUUCCGUCUCUUUGGGAGACAUUUGAAGAUGCUACAAGAAGCAGCCAUGGAUUCUCAAAUUUUCCUUUGGUUUUUUGCUUGUUGGGUUUCUGUGAAUUUUGUAUCAGCAUCAAAAAUUCAAGCCCAUCUGGAUGAAGCUAUGGAGUACUACGAAGGGCACAUAAACUCAGGAUGCACUUCCAACGGGACAAGGACAAUUCUUGGGAAAUUGGAGGAGAUUAUGAUGGAAGUCCAUUUCGAGGGGGACCUCCUCAUUACUAGACACCCUAAUAUUCAAACAUUAAUAUGCAGAAUGAACAACAACGAUUCCAAAGAAUUAUCUAUCGAUAGUAAGAAUGUCUUACUGGAUUAUGAUGCUUCGAGAGAGAGUCACCAUUCCAUGAAUUUUCCAAAAUCGUUCUUGGAGAGUGUCCAAACAACUCCUGCAAAGGAAACAAGGCUUAUCUGCAUUUACCUGAAAGCUUCUUGCCUCUUUCAGGAUAAACAAAACAGCUCCUUGCUGAGUGGUGACAUCUUAGGAGCCAGUCUUGGGAACAUGAGUGUCAGCAACCUUCGUGAACCUGUGGAAAUCAGGUUUUGGCAUAAUCAUUCAUUGGUUAACUUCAGCAAGACCUGCGUGUUUUGGGUGGAAGGAACAGGAGAGGACAACCUGGGGGAAUGGAGAACAGAAGGUUGUGAAACCGACACCAGCCAGGAGCACGUUGUUCUCUGCAAAUGCAGCCAUCUGACUUAUUUUGCUGUCCUUGUGAAACUGUCUCCAGAACCUGUGGAUGAAAGGUUGCUGACUCCUUUAACCUUUCUGAGUGACAUCGGCUGUGGAAUCUCAGCGUCGGCUUGUUUCAUCACCAUCUUCUUAUACCUUCUCUCCAGGAAACUCUAUCACGAUUCCACCACAAAGAUCCACAUCAAUCUCCUGGGCGCCCUUUUCUUUCUCAACGUGUCAUUCUUGAUCAGCAAGACUUUGGUUGACCAUCCGCCGUGGUGCAGCAUCCUGGCUGCCUUCCUCCACUACUCCUUGCUCUGCAGUUUGACCUGGAUGGCCAUCGAGGGCUUCCACCUCUACUUGCUGGUGAUCAGAGUCUACAACUCCUACAUCAGCCGUUACCUGCUGAAGCUGUGUGCUGUGGGGUGGGGGCUCCCUGGAAUCAUAGUCCUGGUCAGCUUCCUUAGCGUGAAGAAGGCUUAUAAUCAGCAUGAUAUCAACACUGGCUCUCAAUACAAUAAAUCUUCCAUAUGCUGGAUCACCUCCCCCAUCUUGAGCCAUAUCACCCUUGCUUAUGUUGGUGGCACCGUGUUAUUCAACAUGGUUAUCUUGGUGUUGGUGGUGCAGAAGCUUAGACAGCUCAGAGCUCACCCCCUUCGUCGGCCUCAGGAACAUACCUGCAAAGAUGUGGGAACCGUUCUUGGAAUGACCUUCCUCCUGGGGACCACCUGGAUAUUGCUCUUCAUGUCCUUUGGGGUCUUCUUAGUUCCACAGAUCUUCCUCUUUACAAUCUUCAACAGCCUCCAAGGAGCCAUCAUCUGUCUUUGGUAUUGCUUUUUACGGUGUCGUUCAGCAUCCAAAAACUCACCUGGAUUCUCUCAGUCAUCGGCAACAUCACCUGGUUUGUGAAGACUCUGGACCAAGGAAGGACCAGAUUCCAAAAAAGACACCUGAGCACUGCAUCCCUAUAUCAUACAUUGGGAGCAUUCUAUUUCCCCCCCUAAGUUAGGCCUGAAAGGAAGGAUGUUUUGUCUUCAUGGCAGUAGAUGGAUGGAAGGAAGGAAGGAAGGA
Molecule: messenger RNA, 1880 nt
Organism: Thamnophis elegans (Western terrestrial garter snake)
Lineage: Eukaryota; Metazoa; Chordata; Lepidosauria; Squamata; Natricidae
Gene: ADGRG5
Product: adhesion G protein-coupled receptor G5
Exons: 13
Coding region: 135-1718 (527 amino acids)
Biological process (GO): adenylate cyclase-activating G protein-coupled receptor signaling pathway; cell surface receptor signaling pathway
Cellular component (GO): membrane
Molecular function (GO): G protein-coupled receptor activity
Source: RefSeq, a predicted model, not a curated record